UCCUCCUUCUCUCGCUCCGGGUGUGCGCGAGGCGGCGGCGGCGGCGGCGGCGCGUGGCCUCGUCGGCGUCUCCGUCCAGCGCGGCCUCCCCUCCUCCUCCUUUCCUCCUUUCCUCCUCUUUCUUCUCCCCUCUCCCCCCCCUCUUCCCUCCUCUCCUCGCCCAGGCCGGGGCCAUGACCGACUUCAAGCUGGGCAUCGUCAGGCUCGGCCGUGUGGCGGGCAAGACAAAAUACACCCUGAUAGAUGAGCAAGACAUUCCUCUCGUAGAGAGCUACUCUUUUGAGGCUCGGAUGGAAGUCGACGCUGAUGGAAACGGUGCUAAAAUCUUUGCUUUUGCAUUCGAUAAGAACCGAGGGAGGGGAUUCGGGCGCCUGCUGCAUGAGUUGCUGUGGGAGAGGCACCGGGGAGGCAUUGCCCCAGGGUUUCAGGUGGUGCAUUUGAAUGCUGUGACGGUGGACAACCGCCUGGACAACUUGCGAUUGGUGCCGUGGGGCUGGAGACCCAAAGCUGAAGAAAUCUCUAGCAAGCAAAGGGAACAAAGCUUAUACUGGCUGGCGAUACAACAGCUUCCCACCGAUCCCAUCGAGGAGCAGUUCCCCGUGCUGAAUGUCACGCGCUACUACAACGCUAAUGGAGACGUGGUGGAAGAGGAGGAAAGUUCGUGCACGUACUAUGAAUGUCACUACCCCCCCUGCACAAUGAUUGAAAAACAGUUACGCGAGUUCAACAUCUGUGGCCGAUGCCAGGUUGCGCGGUACUGCGGUUCGCAGUGCCAGCAGAAAGACUGGCCCGCUCACAAGAAACACUGUCGGGAGAAGAAACGACCCAUCCAGCAAGAACUGGGACCAGAGCGGUGACCGGCUGGCCGAAACCUCCGCCGUAGAAGGGCUCCUUCCCUCCCCGGAGGGCGAGGGCGGGAAGGCGCCCGCUUUGCACAGACUGCUCACUUGAAGCCAGAGGCACUGACAAAACAAGGAGAAAAAGAAAGAAAAAAAAAGAAAGAAGAGACGAGACACACACAUACAAAAAAAAAAAGAGACCACCUGAUGCUUGAGCAGAGGGAAUCAGCCUUUUUCCCUCUUUUAAGUGUUAAAAAAAAAUCUCAAGCAGGGGAAAAAAAACAACAAGAGAGAGACUACUGUGGGAACUCUGCUAAAUUGCAGAGCUUCUUGUUAUUUAUAUGUUAAUAUGUUUGUAAAGAUUGUGUACAGGUUUCUUGUUUCGUUUCCAGGGGUGGGGGGUGGGGAGGGGAUGUUUUGUUUUUGUUUUUUCCUGGGGAGGAGGGAGUUAGCAGUGCUCUUUAUCUAGGAAUCAUUUACUGUAAACGUUUUCGGGUGAGAACGCAUUGUUGGUUGAACAAAAUAACUGUCUCGUAGCGAAAGCCUUUUUUUCUGCUCCCUGGGAGAUUUCUUAAAAAAAACAAACAAAAAAAACCGGGGAAUCUAGAACAGACAUCAGCAGUUAUAAAUCUGAACAACUCUGCAUGGAAGUUGUGUUUUCAAGUAAAGGAUUGGAAUGGA
Messenger RNA from Thamnophis elegans (Western terrestrial garter snake), 1520 nucleotides. RefSeq names its product zinc finger MYND-type containing 19 (gene ZMYND19). The transcript is spliced from 6 exons. NCBI's taxonomy places the organism in Eukaryota, Metazoa, Chordata, Lepidosauria, Squamata, Natricidae. The coding region runs from base 174 to 857 and encodes 227 amino acids. The record is from RefSeq and is a predicted model, not a curated record.